UCAUCUAGUCCGUUAACUUUUAAACGGCAAGUGAGGGAAUGACUAGUCACAUAACAUGUUGAUAAGUUUAUGAGUACUUUGAAAGUUCAAUGGCUACUUGGAAACAUUCGAGAAAGUAGUGACAAUUUAGAUAUUUAAACUGCGUCCCACAACAAUCUUGAUUUAAUUGAAAAGCUAGAUAGGUAGAUAAACAAACAUGAAUAAUGGACGUGAAACUUGACAUGCAUUUCAUUUGCAGACGCUCAAUGACGUGAUUACUGGGAUAAUCAUAUUCGGAACCCGAUUAUACAUGCAAAAAAUGGAAGAAAAUUCAGGCAAAGCCAAAUGUACAGCACUUGUAUUACUUAACACUCGAGUCAUUGGAGGUUACACAUCAGUGAGUGAGAUGAUCAAACCUAAUGCAGAAAUGCCAUGGGGCAAUCGUUUUGCAUUCUUACAAGUUCCUAUUCCUAAAUUGACUGAUUCUGAGUUAAGCAACCCACUCAAAUUUGUCAAGAAAGCACGCCAACUGAUCAAAAGGCAAAAAAAUUCUGCAUCAGUUUUUCUAACCGGCCUGUUUCUCGACGCCAUCAGAAGAAUUAGAGGUCCUGAGGCAACGUCACGAUGCAUCCACAACACGUUGAAGAAUUCGAGCCUGACAAUAUCAAACAUGAUGGGUCCUAUGGAAAAAAUGGCUUUGGCUAAUCAGCCAGUUAAAGGAUUGUACUUCGUUGUGGCUGGGGCACCUCAGAGCCUUGAAGUAACCAUGGUGAGUUAUGUGGGAAAGCUGAGCAUUUCUAUCGGAGCGGAGAAAGAUUUCAUCGAUCCUGAUAAGUUCAAGUCAUGUAUCGAAUACGCCUUCGAGGCCAUUUCAAAAGCAGCAAAAGAAUCUCCUGCUCAAACAAAAGCGUAGGAGGCUUUAGUAUUAUUACACACAUACAGCUCAAGUUUCUUUCUUUACUUCCAAGUAAAAAGCUGAUUACAUGUGCUAAAUAAUUUGAGGUUGAACAUUGAUUCGACUAACAGUUAUCAUGUUCGAUCCAAUCAUUAUGAAAAUAUUGCUUGUAUAUGUCGGACUGGAUAAAAUUAAACCAGAUUAAAGAAGAUUUAUACACGUGGUUGAGUUUAUAUUA
Messenger RNA from Olea europaea var. sylvestris, 1112 nucleotides. RefSeq lists its product as uncharacterized. Bases 290 to 892 code for a protein of 200 amino acids. The record is from RefSeq and is a predicted model, not a curated record. Gene Ontology annotation, molecular function: diacylglycerol O-acyltransferase activity; long-chain-alcohol O-fatty-acyltransferase activity. NCBI's taxonomy places the organism in Eukaryota, Viridiplantae, Streptophyta, Magnoliopsida, Lamiales, Oleaceae. The transcript has 3 exons. Gene Ontology annotation, biological process: triglyceride biosynthetic process. Gene Ontology annotation, cellular component: plasma membrane.